AUGCCCGCGCUCGGCCCGACACUCGGGCCGGGUCACUUGUCCCAGCCGCAGCCAGAUCCAAACUCCAGCCCUUGCACGCCUGGCGUUCCUGCAGCACCGCACUCUGCGCAAAAGCCGCGGGCGUCCGGGCCUUUCGUCCGUGGUCAGCGUGCCUCCUUGGCGAGGGGCGAUGCGAACUAUUUGCUGAUGGGGCCGCCAUCCCCGGCCCCGCUGAUCGUCUGCGUGCACGGCUUAAACGGCUCCAUCUCCAGCUUUGAGAGCCUGGCGCCCCGCUUGGCAGAAUUGGGCUUCCGGGUCCUCUGCUUCGAUUUGUACGGGUUUGGGCUGAGCGCCGCGCCCUCGGGCCGCCUUGACUUGCAGGCCUACGUGGACCAGGUGUCGGCACUGCUGCAGGCGGUGAAAGUGCCGCCCGCGGAAAAGGUGCUUCUACUUGGAUUCAGCAUGGGCGGGGUCAUCGCCGUGGAAUUUGCACUUCGUUUCCCAGACAGGGUGGCGAAGCUGCUUUUGGUUGCUCCGGGUGGCUUGCUGCAGAGGUCGAAGACACCUUGUCAGCCGCUGCUGUUCGGAUGCUUGCGAACUCGACUUGGAGGACUCCUCCUGGCUUCGGCCACCGCCCUUGCGUGCUGCUGCAGCUGCUGUGCCCGCCGAGCUCUUGCUGGGGACAAGUUGGCAGAUCGCUUUGAGCUGGAUGUGCGGGAGCCGGAAAAGUUCAAGAAUGUUGCAAGACAAAAUGGUGAGCGGUUCCUCUGGAACUUCCGCCGUUCUGUGAACUCCUACCUCCGCGUGCUGCGGCGGAUGCCUCUUUGGAGCGACGACUUCCAGGACUCCUAUGCGAGACUGGCGAAGGGAAGCGUUCCCACCCUCUUCGUCUGGGGCGACAGCGACUGCACCGUGCCCUUCAGCGAGGCAGAGCACGCAGUUCGCGACCUCUUUUCCCCAGUUGGCGUCUCCUGCUGCAUGCUGCCCGAAUCAGGGCACGGCUUGCUGAUCGAGGAUGCCGAGCAAGUGUCUUCCAUUGCGUCAGCUUGGUUUCAUGACCUCAAGGAUCCAGCCUGGAUCGGCUUCUUGGCCCGUUGGAGGUUGACUCCAAGCUCCGCAGCGCCCACGGUUCUCGGCGCUGUCUGA
Messenger RNA from Symbiodinium natans, 1125 nucleotides. The record is from the annotation of a GenBank genome assembly. Lineage: Eukaryota; Dinophyceae; Suessiales; Symbiodiniaceae.